Triplophysa rosa is the source of this 2653-nucleotide messenger RNA. RefSeq names its product phosphate cytidylyltransferase 1A, choline a (gene pcyt1aa). Gene Ontology annotation, cellular component: endoplasmic reticulum. The transcript is spliced from 9 exons. Gene Ontology annotation, molecular function: choline-phosphate cytidylyltransferase activity; phosphatidylcholine binding. Bases 219 to 1340 code for a protein of 373 amino acids. Gene Ontology annotation, biological process: CDP-choline pathway. The record is from RefSeq and is a predicted model, not a curated record. Lineage: Eukaryota; Metazoa; Chordata; Actinopteri; Cypriniformes; Nemacheilidae.
UAAAUUCGCUGCCAUCUUGGAGCUGAAUUAAGUUGAUCCAGCCGUUUUUGUGGCUUCUGUCAUAUCGGAACGGGUCAUAUCGCUAACAUUGAGUCAUUUAAAUCCCAAGACACUCCCAACUUCAGCCAAACUUCGACCUCUUAACAACACCCAGAUAUCCCAAAUACCUACACAUUUAAAGACCGUUUUAGACACCAUCUGAACGAAUAGGAACCAGAAUGGAGGCACACGGCUCAGCGCGCUUGUCCAGGAAGAGAAAGAGAGAAGGUUCCAAUGGGGAGGCAGAGGAGGGCGAGAAGCCAUUGAAGCUAAAACGAUGCACAGUGGGUAUAAAAUAUCCAGCUCCAUAUGCAGACCAGCUCGAGUCAAUGGAAGAUAAGCCAUAUCAGCGCGUCACCAUAGAGGAAGCUCGCAGAGGCACUCCACCUGACAGGCCCGUUCGAGUGUAUGCCGAUGGGAUCUUCGACAUGUUCCAUUCAGGUCAUGCCCGAGCUCUCAUGCAGGCCAAAUGCCUUUUUCCCAACACGCACCUCAUUGUGGGCGUGUGCAGCGAUGAACUCACACACAAGUUAAAGGGCUUCACAGUCAUGAACGAUGACGAGCGUUAUGAUGCGAUCAGUCAUUGUCGCUACGUGGACGAAGUGGUCCGCAAUGCUCCUUGGACGCUCACGCCAGAAUUUCUGACCAAGCAUCGGAUUGACUUUGUGGCUCAUGAUGACAUCCCUUACUCAUCAGCUGACAGUGAUGAUGUUUACAAGCACAUCAAAGAAGCAGGAAUGUUUGCACCAACCCAAAGGACAGAGGGCAUUUCCACCUCUGACAUCAUCACACGCAUUGUGCGAGAUUACGACGUAUACGUCAGACGGAACCUUCAGCGUGGCUACACCGCUAAAGAGCUCAACGUCAGCUUUAUCAACGAAAAGAAGUACAACCUUCAGGAGCGCGUGGACAAGGUGAAGAAGAAGGUGAAGGAUGUGGAGGAGAAGAGUAAAGAGUUUGUGCAGAAGGUGGAGGAGAAGAGCAUCGACCUCAUCCAGAAAUGGGAGGAGAAAUCCCGCGAGUUCAUUGGCAACUUCCUGCAGAUGUUCGGACCGGAGGGAGCACUGAAGCACAUGCUGAAGGAGGGGAAAGGCAGAAUGUUACAGGCCAUCAGUCCGAGACAUAGUCCCAGCAGCAGCCCCACACGAGAGCGCUCGCCCUCCCCAACCUUUCGUCUACCCUUCUUCGCUAAAACCUCCCCUCCCUCCUCCCCCUCCUCCCAGCACAGCGGCGCCCUGUCUGGCUACACCUUUGCAGCCCGUGGACAGGCCAUCAGCGAGGAUGAGGACGAUGAAGAUUAGAAUGUGUUUGCCCUCCAUGCAUUUGUCUUCCAGUACUGGCAAUCGAACUUCAAGGCGAAGCAAUCCUUAUACACAAAUACUGUACGUUUCGCUCUCUGUAUUUUAGCUGAUUUUAGAGUUGUCAAGGUAAAAUGAAGCGCACAAAGUGCACUGUCAGCCCGCAGGUUCUCGUAGUGACUUGAAUUUGUGGAGGUUCUAAAUAAAUAACUGGCAGUGAUGGGAUGCGUGUGUUAAAACUUUAGCAUCUCGUUUUAAAGAUUGAUAGGAAUGAGCGUACAUGGUAUUAAUACGUUUUAUUUUUGUUGCUGGUUCAAAGUUCAGCUUUAAUAUGAUUCUGUUGUUUUUAUCAUAAUAUAUAGUUGUUAGCCAUUACAUAGUUAAUGUUGCAUUUGUAAUGGGCGAGACUAGAGAGAAAUGUCGAAACCACUAUUUGCGCAAUCAUGUGUUUUGCAUUCAUGGUCUGUUCAAUCUGUACAAGAGCUAAAGACAUGAAAAGGACUAUUUGUCUUUAAUGCAUUAUCAUUGUUGUCAUAACGUAAAAGAUUAGCUGAAUUGAAAUAGCUACAAACAUGACUUUGGUUGGAAAAUAAGUGCACAAUCAAUGUAAAAUGAGAGCUUGCUUAAUCGAAUGAACUUUUAGAUAUUUGUGUCAUGCUUACACAGAUAAGAUUUCUAAACUUUCCUUAAAACAGAACGGUAACAACACUAUAUACUUAUCAUAGUCAUAAAUUGUUCAUGUGAAAAUGUAACGAAAGAACAGUAAAUUUAUUUGACACUUUGUUUCACUGAUUUUAUUAUGUACUUGUCACAAAAAAAACAUACUUGUCACCCUGUAAUUGAUUUAAAAAUCCUUUAAGAAUCAUCAGUUCACUUUGAGUUUUAAGGGCUAGUUUUUCCAAACCCACAUUAGACCUUGGUCUCACACCACAGAGCUUUUAUUUAACCUGUAACAUUCCCUAAACCUCUGAUAGCUUUGUCAUGUACAACUAUGGACUUCACAGGCCAAUUAUUGUGUUUAAAUUGAGAGCACCUGUGAUUUUAAUGUGUACUUUUGGCUCGUUUUUUGCUUUGAAAGUAAACCUGCUGUCCAGAUCUGCACUGAUGUCAAAAUUAACUGAUUUAUCUGCAAAUAAUUGUAUAAAGCUUCAUGUGGCGUUUUCCAUCCUCUGCCUUUUCCUUUGCACAAAUGAAGUGGAACUAGGAGAGGGUUUUAUUAACUUCCCGGACCUGUCGGCUUUGAUUGUACAUGAUAGCAUAACAAACGGGAAGACAAAUAAACUGUCUAAAGUAAAAGAAAUAGCGUUGGCUUAUUU